Messenger RNA from Polyodon spathula (Mississippi paddlefish), 9162 nucleotides. It is a transcript of the gene cenpe, whose product is annotated as centromere protein E. NCBI's taxonomy places the organism in Eukaryota, Metazoa, Chordata, Actinopteri, Acipenseriformes, Polyodontidae. Bases 62 to 8347 code for a protein of 2761 amino acids. The transcript has 52 exons. Gene Ontology annotation, cellular component: microtubule. Gene Ontology annotation, molecular function: plus-end-directed microtubule motor activity; microtubule binding; ATP binding. The record is from RefSeq and is a predicted model, not a curated record. Gene Ontology annotation, biological process: mitotic cell cycle; microtubule-based movement.
AGGUAGUUGCAAUACUGGAGGUUCUGUAGGAAGUUAUGAAUGUGUAGAGACAUAUGUUAAAAUGUCAGAAGAAAGCGCAGUUAAAGUUUGCGUGAGGGUCCGGCCGCUCAUCCAAAGAGAGAAGAGUGAAUUUCAGGAGGCUGAAGAAGCGGUUCCGUUGUAUUGGAAGACCGAUAAACAUGCUGUUUGUCAGGUGGACGGGACAAAAUCUUUUAACUUUGACAGGGUGUUUAAUACAGAAGAAACUACAGAUAAACUUUACCAAGAAGUAGCACGACCGCUUGUGGUCUCUGCUGUGAAUGGCUACAAUGGAACUAUUUUUGCCUAUGGUCAGACUUCUUCAGGGAAGACGUUCACAAUGAUGGGAAACCAAAGCUCACUUGGAGUCAUACCUUUAGCAAUUCAAGAUAUAUUUAAAAUAAUUGAGGCGACCCCAAACAGGGAGUUUCUCCUCCGUGUGUCCUAUAUGGAAGUAUACAAUGAGACUGUAACAGAUCUGCUCUGUGACAGUAGGAAAAAGAAACCUUUAGAAAUUCGUGAGGAUGUAAAUAGAACUGUAUAUGUUGCUGAUCUGUCGGAAGAAGUUGUUACAACUGCAAAGAUGGUUAUGGAGUGGAUAAAGAAAGGAGAGAAAAAUCGUCAUUACGGAGAGACCAAAAUGAAUGAGCGAAGUAGCAGGUCUCAUACAAUUUUCAGAAUGAUUUUGGAAAGCAGAGAAAGUGAGUCUUCUGAUGGAGAAAAUGUAGAUGGAGCUGUCAUGGUUUCACAUCUGAAUUUGGUUGACUUGGCAGGAAGUGAAAGAGCAAGCCAAACUGGAGCAGCAGGACUUCGACUAAAAGAAGGCUGCAAUAUUAACCGGAGUUUGUUCAUCAUCGGCCAAGUUAUCAAAAAGCUGAGUGAUGGCCAUGCUGGGGGGUUUAUCAAUUAUAGAGACAGCAAACUUACCAGAAUCCUUCAAAAUUCUUUGGGUGGUAAUGCAAAAACUGUGAUCAUUUGCACAAUCACUCCAGCUGCAAUUGAAGAAACAGUCAGCACUCUUCAGUUUGCCAGCACUGCUAAACACAUGAAGAAUGAUCCUCAUGUCAAUGAGGUGUUGGAUGACAAGGCAUUGAUGAAAAGAUAUCAAAAUGAAAUUAUGGAUCUCAAGAAACGUCUGCAAGAAACACUUAUACAGGCAACUGAGAAGAAUGAGUUGGCACAGCUACUGUUGGAAAAGGAACAAUUUCAAAGAGAACAAGAAGAUAAAAUAAAGAACUUGACCAACAUGAUUAUUACAUCUGAUUUCUCAAAGAAGGAACUGAAGAUAAAAAAUAAGAGGAGAGUUACCUGGGCCCCAGGGAAAUUGCAUGAAAGCUUACGAUCAAGUGGAGGAUUUAAGCUUGAUGGUUUGCCUAUGUCUGCAUCAGCUGUCAAAAGAAUGAAAUGUGCAAAGUCACUAGUUGAAUUUGAUAUCUCUGAUUGUACUGAAAUUGAGGAUGCAUGGUCACAUACCUUGGACGACCCAUUUGAACUAGAUGCAAGUCGUAGCAACGUACCUGUUCGCAGGAGUAAAAAUGCUUAUUCCACUCUUUUAGAGGAAAGUCCAAUAUUUGAUGGACAAGAAAAUGCAUGUGAUUUGGAGUCUCAUCAAAUGGAUGACAUGGGAGCAAAAAUUGCAUAUUUGGAACAACAGCUUCAAAGUGAAAGAAAUGAAAAACUUGAAGUAACUGAAAUGAGAAGCUUUUUGGAGAAAAGGGUGUCUGAACUAGAGCAGCAGCUACAGUCCCAAACUGGUGAGGGAAAAGAAUCGGAACACGAGGAAGUGAAAAGGGUCCUUGAAGAGCGGAUUGCUGAUAUGGAGCAACUACUCUUGGAAAACCAAACUAAAGAGCUAGAACAGGAAUAUAUCAGAAAGGGUCUAGAAGACAAAAUUCUAGAACUGGAACAGCAGUAUUCAACAUCGAAAGAAGAAUAUACCGAGAAUAAAGAGGCUUUGGAGAAAAGGAUUAUGGAGCUGGUGCAUUGUCUUCACGUUCAGGAGAACCAAGACAAGGAUAAUUUUCAAGACUCUGAUCAACUGUGUCAAAAGGACUUGCUGGAGACAAUACAGUUUUGUGAAGCACUGGAGGGUGAGAAGGAGAAAUUGCUUUCGGAGAUGGAUGUGCUACGUGAUGCUUGUGAUAACAUGACACUGGAAAAUGAAGGAUUAAGAAAUGAGAAAAAAGAACUGCAAUUUAAACUUAAGGAGAAGAAUGAAAUUGAGGAAUUUGAGGCCCUGGAGAAAGAAAUUAGGCGUGAACAUGAGGCAGAUCUAAUACAUGAAAUCACCAACUUAAAGAAAGGUGCUGAAAAUGCUGAAGCAUGUAUCCAAGACCUGAAGGAUGAACUUUCUAAGGGUAAAGCGUUGAUUGCAGACCUACAGACAUCGGUUGAUAAAGAUUUGGUGGAACAGAUUAAUCAACUAAGGCAUUCGCUUGGAGAUGCAGAGAUUGUCACUCGUGACACCAAGAAAGAAUCAGCGAUCCUUAGAAGUGAAAAUCUGGAGAUGAAGGAAAAAAUGGAUGAAAUGACAGUGAAGUAUCAACAGAUGGAAAAGGAUGUACUGACACUGCGCAGUCAGUUGGAGGCUGAAAAGUUACGCUAUAAGAACAUGCAAAUUGAUCUGCAGAAGGAACUGCAGCAGGCCUUUAAUGAAAACACUAAACUAACUACACUUCUGGAUGGCAAGGUUCCUAAAGAUUUGAUUGAACGCAUUGAACUAGAAAGAAUGGUUGCAGAUCUGAAGCAGGGAUUGAAACAAACACUGGCAGAUAAAACUGCUUUAAAGGAGGAGGUUGAUGCUUCAUCAGCACUCCAGCAUCUACCUGAAAAAGUUGGCAGACUGAUGAAGCAGGUCUGUGAAUUGUCUAAUGAAUUGCGCAUUGUGACAUCUGAAAGAGAAGACCUGACCUUAACAAUAGCUGAAAGGGACAGUAGGAUCCAGGAGCUGACUGAGGCUGCUAAGCAGGCAAGUGAAAAACUCUCAGAAAACAUAUCCAAGCUUAACGAUGCAGAGAUGAAGGUGGUGAACUUAACGCAACAGCUCGGUGAAGUACAGCAGUUAUUGCAGUCAACUCAAAACUGUGAACAAAUCAAGGCUGAAUCUGACAGCCUAAUGGCAGACAAAGAUCAACUCAGAAAUGAGCUAGAGGAGCUGAAAAUACAGUUAACUACAGUGUCAGAUGAACUACAACAGAAACAUGUGGAAGUGAGUGUCCUCCAGUCUGAGAGAGAAGCUUUGACUGAGAGCCAGAUAGAGCUGGAGGGGCUGAGAACCCAGUUUGAGAGAAUGGAGCUGGAGGCAGCAGAGCAGGGUAACAAACUGCAGCAGCUUCAUAGAGAGAUGGAAGCUCUUAAUCAAGAAAAAGAUUGCCUCCAGCAAGUUUUGGAGACUGUGCAGUCUGAGCGGGAUGCAUUGACUAAUGUUCAACGAGAUCUUGAAAAGACUAUGACUGACCUGUGCAACACUCGGGAAGAGUUGAACCAGACUCAGCAGUUGGUUGGUGGCCUGAAGAAUCAGAUUGAAGAAAAAGAAGCUCAGUUGGCCAGUAUGGAAGAAAGAUUGGUAGAGAGAAAAUUGUCAGAAUGUGUGGAGGUUUCUGUAGAUACUUCACACUAUAGCAACCUAUUUGCUGAGAAAGAGGAGCUGCUUCAAAGCCAGCACAGACUUACUGUGGAGGUAGAUCGUCUGCAGAAGGAAUUGAGCACCAGUACAUCUCGACUGGAAGGCAUGGAAAGGGAUGCUCUGGAGCAGACAUGCAGACUGCAGCAUCUACAGGAGGAGAUGGCAGAAACAACACAAGCAAGAGAUGAGCUUUUUCAAAAACUGGCGGUCAUGCAGGUGAACCCUGAAACUGCUGCACUAACUCAAGAACUAAGACUUGCUAAAGAAGAGCUCUCACGGCAUCAACAACUGGUCAUGGACUUGGGGAACCAACUUGUGCAGAAAGAUCAGGAUUUAACAACUGAUAAAAAAAAUAUGGGAGAGACUCCUGAAGAACUACAAAAGAAGGAAAACCAGGUUACUGAGGAGUUGAAGAUGGUAACCAGUGAACGAGAUAUUCUUCUGGCUGAGAGGAGAGACACUGCACUAAGUUCAAAGACUGACCUUCAGCUGGGAGAGUUGCAGGAACAGAUCUUAUCUCUUGUUAAGGAGAGAGACGAGCUUCAGGAGAUACUGGAAGGUGUCAGAACUGAAAAGAACGAAUUGAAGGCUAACCUGCAGGAGAAUAUUGAAUUGUCCUUUGGGGUUCAGGAACAACUGAUAGUUUCCCAGCAGGAGCUUGAGCAACAGCAAAGACUAGUUAAUGAGCUGAAGAGCCAGAUUGCAAAGAAAGAACUCCAGCUAUCAAACAUUGAAGAAAAAGUAACUGAAAUCAAAGAAGCUGUGGGUUUGGAUGACAAAGUUCUUCAGCUAACUGAGGCGCUACUGAGAGACCAUCUAAUUGAUGAGAGAGCUAUGGUAUCAAAUAUGGCUCAGCAGUCGGAGCCUGAACUUCACCUGGGAGAGCUGCAGGAACAGAUUUCAUCUCUCACUAAGGAGAGAGAUGAGCUUCAGGAAAUACUGGAGAGUGUCAGAGCUGAAAAGAACCAACUCCAGGCUGACCUGCAGGAGAACAUUGAGAUGGCUAUUGACACUCAAGAAGAGCUGAGACAACACCAACAACAGAUUACUGACCUAAAAAAACAGAUUGCAGUGAGAGAAUACCAAGUACUAAGUAGUGAAGAGAACUUGAAUGGAAUAAAAGAACUACAAGAAAAACUUAACCAGAUGACUGAGGAACUUAAACUGGUAACCAUUGAACGGGAUCAUCUUCUGGCUGAGAGGAGACAAUCUGCAUCUGGUUCAGAGUAUGAACUUCAAACGGGAGAGCUGCAGAAACAGAUUGCGGCUCUCAUUAAGGAGAGAGACGGGCUUCAGCAAAUACUGGAGAGUGUCAGAGCUGAAAAGAGCCAGCUGAAGGCUGACCUGCAGGAGAACGUUGAGAUGACUAACCAGGUGAUGGAGGAGCUGAAGUUGGUAACUAGUGAACAAUAUCAUCUGGCUAAGAGGAGAGACAAUGAUCAAGGACUAGAGACUGAACAACUGGGAGAGCUGCAGGAACAUAUUUCAUCUCUUACUAAAGAGAGAGAUGAGCUUCAGGAAAUACUGGAGAGUAUCAGAGCUGAAAAGAGCCAACUGAAGGCUGAUUUGCAGGAGAGAGUUGAGAUGGUUAACCAGCUGACUGAGGAGCUUACGCUGGUCACCAAAGAACUGAAUCAUAUUGUAGCUGAGAAGAGAGACGGAGCUCAAGGACUAGAGAGUGAACUUCAACUGGCAGAGCUGCAGGAACAGAUUUCAUCUCUCGCUAAGGAGAGAGAUGAGCUUCAGGAAAUACUGGAGGGUGUCAAAUCUGAAAAGAAUCAAAACAUAGAGCUGCAGACUUCUAAGAAUCAAGAUGAACCAAGAUCUGCCCUGGAAGAGCUGAGUCAGCAGCAGCAGCUGGUCCGUGACCUGCAGACCCAGACUGCACAGAGAGAAUCUGAACUACAAGAAAAAGUAAACCAGGUGACUUAUGAACUGAAGCUGGUAACCAGUGAACGGGACCAUCUUCUAGCUGAGAGAGAUGCUGCUGAACUUGGGGAUUUGCAGGAACAGAUUUCAUCUCUCAUUAAGGAAAGAAAUGAACUUCAAGAAAUACUGGAGAGUGUCAGAGCUGAAAAGAACCAGAUGAAGGAUGACAUGCAGGAGAACAUUGAGAUGACCAUAGAGACCCAAGAAAAACUGAGACAGCAACAGCAAUUGAAUAUUGACCUGAAGAACCAGAUUGCAGUGAGAGAAUCUGAACUACUAGAAAAAUCUGAGACUCAACUGAAGCACCAACAGCAAGUGGUGGAUGAGUUUAAAAGGCAGGUUGCUGAAAACGAGGCUCAAAUAUCAAGUCUGCAGCACAAACUGGCAGAAGAGUCUGAGAGUCAAGAGAUAUUGAGGCAAACCCAAGAGGAGCUAAUGCAUAGACGUCAAGAAGUUGAGCAAUUAAGAUGCCAAGUUGCUGAAAAAGAAGCUUGGCUAUCAAACUUGCAGGAGACCCAGGCAGAUAAGCUGCUGAGUUUCACUGAAGAGUUAAAGCUGUCUGCUGCUAACCAAAGCCAUCUUAUGGCAGAGAAUCUGAGUCUUGUUCAGAGCCAGGAGAGUCUGAACAAAGAGUUGGAGGAACUGAGGAACAGUGUCUCCCGACUGGAGAAAAUUGAGCUGGAGGCACUGGAGCAUGAGAAGAAGCUUAGUCAAUUCCAAGGAGAUAUGGCAGCAUUGACUCAGGAAAGAGAUGAGCUUCAGAAAACCCUUGACCACUUGCAGGUGACAAUGAAUGUGGAAAAGAGGAAUAUUGAGUCGUGUUUGUCUGAAGAGAAAAAAGAAAACCAAAGGCUUUUAGCAAAGAUUGCAGGCUUCGAGGAGCAGGUUGCCUCCAUGGGGAGCAAAUCCAAUCCAUCCAUCGGAGAGAUGGAGAAACUGUCGCUGCAUCUUGAGGGAACAGAUAAGCAACUAAAGGGCUGUCUGCAGAGUUUCCAUAAGCUAAAAGACCAGUUUGGAAGCUGGUGUAGCAACAUGGAAACCAUCCUGCUAAAGGACAUUGAUUCUCAGAAGGAGUUUAUGUCGCACCUGCUCUCCCCACUUUCUUCUGGACAAACAAAGCCUGUUGAGAUCCUGCACUGUGAUAUUCAGAGAAUGAGCUCACAGUUCAAAUUUGUACUGAAGAAACUAAAGGUUUUAUACACUACUUUAGCCCAGAAUCAGAUGGAACACCAUCAGCUGACUGCUCGGUAUGAAAUGGAUUGCUUUGAGGAGAACAAGAAGCAAGAGCUUCUAGUCAAGAAGAUUCAAUUUCUGACAGGCGAUGGCUUUAUAAAGUACAAUGACCAAUGUGAAACCGAUAGAUUGUCUGGACUACUUGAAAAGAGAGACUUGCAAUUGCAGGAAAUUAGCCAGAUUUUAUCAGAGAUGGAACACGAUUUUGUUAAAACUGACACGGAGGUACAAAAGGAAAUGCAGGAUCGGGAGAAAAUGAAAGAGAAACUAAUGGCUUUGGAAAAUCCAUCCGUCCCCGAUGUAAUGGAAAUAUUAAGGCAGGAGAAAGCUAGAAUAAAGCAGCAUGUUGAGCUUAUGUCACAGGACCUAAAGAGCUUGGCUUUAAAGUUUACUGAUUUUGAUAAAAAAAGAAAAGCUUUCAGAAUCCAGUCAAAUAAACAGCUAGAAGAAGAAAAGAAAAAAAGUCAAACUCUCAUUCAGCAAUUGGACUCCCUUACAAAUGUAGUUCCUAAAAGUGGUGCAGCUUUAUUACUGCAAGAAGAAAACCAGAGGCUUAUGGAUAAACUUGGAGCAAAUGAAAAGGAAAUUGAGCAAAUGCAAUUAAAAAUUAAAGAGCUACAAGGCGCCUUGGAUAUAGCUGAAGAAAAUGCAUUGGAACACAGGAGGAAGACAAGUGCAUUGCAGGGAGAGCUGAAGGAUCUAGAAGCAAAAUUGACUGAAAGAGAGAAUGCCAUCAAAAGUCUGAACAUGAAUCUGGUACAUAUUGAGGCAAAAGUUAAGAAAGGGGCAGCCCCAUACACAGAAGAACUUGAACGUCUUAAGACAAAGGUGGUAAAGUUGGAGUUUGAGAGGACUGGCCUAUCGCGAAAAUGGCAACAAGAGUUUGAUUCAUUAAAAGCACAUCUGGAACACAAAGAAGACAGUCUGAGAAGCCUCAGAGAAAAACUCAGGAGGAUGCAACAGGACCAUGAUGAAACAAUGCAUGAGGAUCACAAAAAUCAUCACCCCACUGAUGCAGGACCUCUAUCCUGCGGAAGUUUUGGAAUCGUACAGAGCACAGCAGUGCUGGUGAUAAAAGCUGAAAAAGCUAAAUUAGAAGCUGAAGUACACCAGCUGAAGAAGAAAAAUGAUGAACUUGAUAGUAUUGUCUUGAACCUGCAAGAUGAGGUUUCCAAAUGGAAAGCCAGGGCAAGGAAACAUAAAGACUCAAAGGCUGUGCAUUCAUUGACUGAUAUAGAAAGACAUUCCAAAUGUCUACCUUUGUCUCCACUAAAACAAGAAGUUUCAGUACCUCAGACUCCAUCUCCAUGUAGAAAGCUUGCUUCCUCUGAAAUACUGGUGCUCAAUUCCCCUAAAAGUAAAUUCUUUGACUCCCGACCUGAUUCGAUGUCUGUGUCUCGUCCAACACAGUUCUUUGACAACUCCAGUCUUGGAACGGUACCAGGUCUAGAGUCUACAAAAGAAGCUGCAAGUGAAACUCAAGACUGGUGGGCUUCAGCCCCUCGAAAGAAUGAUACCGUUUCACAGUGUCAAACUCAGUAAAUAAGAGCUGGGAUUCAACAGAACUUCUCAGUAUUGCUGCAGUAUUCACCACUUUUGUUCUAUAUAUGUAAGGUUCCAUUUUGAGAUUUUUCGAUUCUAACAUGAGAGAUUUGAUAUUUAAAUCAAAUGUUAUACAAAGUAUAUGUAACUAAAUACAAAAGGGUUAUAUAAUUCUGCGAGAAAUCUCAGAUGAAUAUUUCUCAAACAGCUGUCCAACCUUUUUGGUUCUUGUACAGAUUACCAGGGUUUCUAGCAGCCAUAGGAAAGAAACAAAACAUUAACAGCAACUACUCUGAGACACAGCGUUUAGUUGUUUUUUCUCAUGAAGCAUGUUGCGUGUUUUAAAACACCUUCAAUAUGCUGCAUUCUGGCAGUACUCUCUUCUACCUAAGAUUAUAGAUUGUUGAAAUCUAGAUCAACAUUUAGUCACUGAUAUGGCAAAAAGGUAAGCACUGAAAUUACAGUUUUUGAACAAUUUAUGAAAUACAUGACAGACCAUUUGCUUUUGUCAAGACCAGUAAUAAGGGCUGUAUUUUGAAUGACAUUCACCAACCUACAGUUCCAAGAAUUUGGACGCAGAACAUUAUGCGUGUUGCUCAUUAGAGUUCCACCCUUAUUGUACAUAUUUUUGCGUAUUCUUUUGUUAAUUUUUUAAUGUUGCUUUUGUCAUGUUUAUUGAUAUGUGUUUUGUCUUUUUGUAUUCUAGAGGGUUGUAUCUUCUUCAUAACACCUUGUUUUCAAUAAUACAGUUUAUACACAUAAUUUCCUGGCAGAAAUGGUAAAUCAUAGAUAGUAGCUUUUGUGUGUUUUAACCC